Molecule: messenger RNA, 2632 nt
Organism: Parnassius mnemosyne (clouded apollo)
Lineage: Eukaryota; Metazoa; Arthropoda; Insecta; Lepidoptera; Papilionidae
Source: the annotation of a GenBank genome assembly
AGUAACAGCCGAGUUUUACUGUUCGGCGCACGUGGUUCUGAGCAAACGCUGAACGUAGAAUUACUGUAUUUCUUGAAUAUAUUGUGUCAUCUGGAUUUAUCGAGCAAAAAGGCGGGAAAGUGAAAAUGAAGCUGAAGACCGACCUCUUAGUCCAGCCCUCGGGUGAGAUUUCAAAGAAGAUCCGUGAAGAGCUUAAAGAAGACAUUAACACCCGUUAUAAAGAUUUGGCAGCGAUAAAAGAGUGGCUCAGAAAGCAACCGCAUUUGCCUGAUGAAUGGGAGGAUAUGCCGCUAAUAACGUUCCUUCGUGGUAGCAGUUUCUCCCUAGAGAAAUGCAAAAGAAAAUUGGACAUGUAUUUCACAAUGCGCGCAGCGUGUCCCGAAUUUUUCUCAAAUCGAGAUGCGACUAGUCCUGAGUUGAGGGAGAUCUUAAACGGCAAAUUGCAAGGUCCACCACUCCCUGGAGUUACACCGAACGGAAGAAGAGUUACCAUUUGUCGAGGCAUACACCCAAGUCUUGACGGUCAACAAAUCACCGAUACACUGAAGCUGGCACUUAUGAUCGGUGACAUCCGCCUGAGCGAAGAAGUGGAAGGCGUUGCUGGCGACAUCUACGUACUGGACGCAGCAGUGCUUGGUCCCAGUCUUCUAGCUCGACUUUCUCCCGCGGUUAUUAAGAAAUUUAUGAUUUGCGUACAGGAGGCCUAUCCCGUCAAGCUGAAAGAAGUACACAUAAUAAAUACAUCUCCUAUCGUAGAAAAAUUCGUAACCUUUGUUAAACCUUUCCUAAAGGAUAAGAUCAAAAAGAGGAUCUUUAUUCAUAAAGAAUUAAAGGAUUUGUACAAGUAUGUUCCUCAAGAAAUGAUGCCGAAGGAAUACGGUGGUCAGUGCGGUACCAUGGAGGAACUUCAAGAUCAGUGGACACAGAAGCUAAUAGACUACCGUGAAUGGUUCCAAUCCCAGGAGUCAGUUAAGGCUAAUGAAAGCCUUAGACCUGGAAAACCAACUAACUACGACGAACUCUUCGGUAUAGAUGGCUCAUUUAGGCAAUUGGCUAUUGAUUAAUUACUUGAUUUCAUGAUUUAAGGAUCUUAUUUUGUAAUUUUUGUCAUAGACUAAUUUAAGUUAGUGAAUCCUGUCGAAAUCAAAUCCUCAGAUCAAGAAAGAAAGAUAUAUAGAGACCGCGCUUUAUUUCUUGCUUACUUACACCAACAUGUUUCUUCUUUAUUCUUUAACUUCCCGUAAAAGUCCACCGUUGGAUGCACACAUAUGCACCUAUGCAAAUGAUUUUGUAUGCAUGUGCGCAGUGUGCAUGUUGUUAGUUAAAUAUGGUUUCAGCUUGGUUUCUUUCGUCACUUAAAGUGUACGUAGUAUUUUAUCAAUUUUUUAUUGGUCAUGAUCCUGAUCCUUAAGUUAAAUAACAAAAGAAUAUAAAGUAGAAUCUAAGAAAUUAUAAACUUUGCUUUCAAUCGCGUUUAUUGUGAAUAUUCGUAAUAAUAACUGUGGUUGUAGGUAUUGUUAAAAUGAAGUUAUUGCUGCUUGAUUUUUAUAUUAAUGUUGUUGAAUUCGCCAGUAUUAUGAAAUAUUAAUGUUCAUGUGUUGUUACUAAAUUACGAGUCAAGGUUUAAUCAAUGAUAUUUAAUUUAUAUAACUUUCUAUAUAAUUUCGGCGUACUUUGUAUUAUGAUUUAUGAGGAGCUAAAUUUUGUAAUACUUUUUUAACUAAAAUAAUAAUUUUCGGAUUAUAUUUUUAGAGAAAACACAUUUUAUGCACAUAAGAAACACCAUGUGCAUAAAAUGUGUACCAUGGAAUAAAAUUCUAAAAAUUUUUUCUGCACAUUUUGUAAUAGCUUGAAAAUAAGAUUUCAAUUUCACAAACUCAAUGGCAUUUAGAAAAAUAAUUUGUAUCUAUUCAAUAAAAUGUAGGCUUUACACGUAAUGUUUUUGAAUUAUCUUUUAUUCGAAAAUCAAAUGUGAUAAGGAAUAGAUUAGGCUAGUUAUCUAAUUUACUAUUUUAAUAAUAAUUUCUUGACUUAGGCCUUCUCUCUACCUCUUAUAUGAUUCUUUUUAAAUCGAUUGCUAAAAAAGUAAUAAAUUUAGACCAAAUUCACAUUAGUCUAAGAAUAUACUUAGAAUUUUAAUCCAUAUAGUUUUCUAUAGUAAAAUGCCAAUAUUAAUAAAACAUUUCAUGAAAUUUGCUUUUAGACAUAGAAUUUUAAAUCGGGCAAUUUUAUGAUAUCCUUUUGUUUAUAAUAAAGAAUUUCUGAAUGCAAAUUUAAUUUAUAGUAAGUAUAAUAUACUUUCUUUAUAAGAAUAGUUAGUUAAAAAUGUUUCGUUUAUGAAAUAAAGAGAAAGGUGAUAGUACAGCUCUUUUCAUUUAUAAUAGAAUAAACCUACAUUUCUAGUCAUGGCGAAGGUCGAAUCAGAAUGAGGGCUUCCACGACUUUUCUGCCACCAGGGCGGCGACACUUAAAAGUGAGGUAUUAUAUUCGACAGAUUUCAUAGCGGGAAAGUAAAUUUUUUCGAAAAAUGUAAAGGGUAAUAUUUGUUUCUGCAAUAUUAGCUAUAUUUUAUAUUAAAAAGAUUAAAGAUAAAUAAACCAAAUCACAGAUAUUCAUAAAAGCAGAUUUUUUU